Molecule: messenger RNA, 6924 nt
Organism: Myripristis murdjan (pinecone soldierfish)
Lineage: Eukaryota; Metazoa; Chordata; Actinopteri; Holocentriformes; Holocentridae
Gene: rabl6b
Product: RAB, member RAS oncogene family-like 6b
Exons: 18
Coding region: 452-2788 (778 amino acids)
Cellular component (GO): nucleus; cytosol
Molecular function (GO): GTP binding
Source: RefSeq, a predicted model, not a curated record
UGUAACUUGACGCGAGUUUGGUGCAGCUGUAUUCUUUGCAAAGGAAUGUUGCUGCUCCAUCUCUGUCGGGAUGGUGGACUGUCAAAUAUUUUGAGAGAAAUGUGUCAGCCCUGCAGGUGUUUAUCACAUUAACAAACAGUGAGUAACUGUACCUAGUAUCGCCUGGUGGAAAGGAGCCGGGCUAGCUGCCGUUUAAUGGCAUUACACGUAGAAUGGGUACAGCUAGCUAGGCUAAUGGUGGCUAGCUAGCAAACAGAGACCACGGAUAACGUUACCUGUUAGCCAGCCUUGGCAACGAGCCGGGGUGUCUCAUCUCUCUUUAAAGCCUCUGGUGACCUUGACUCAUCAGUAUUGCUGUCCUGUAACAUUCUCCAUCAGUUGUGUGACCUACCUUUUGGUAGAGUUUCACUGUAUUAUUGCGUGUUCACUUGUUAGUUUAAGCCUCGCCAAGAUGUUUUCAGCUCUGAAGAAGCUGGUGGGAUCUGAACCAGGGCAGCUCAAGGACAAGAAUAUUCCCGCUGGUCUGCAGUCUAUGAAUCAAAGUUUACAGAGACGUUUUGCCAAGGGGGUCCAGUAUAAUAUGAAAAUUGUUAUCCGGGGAGAUAGAAAUACUGGCAAGAGUACCCUAUGGCAUCGACUGCAGGGCAAAAAAUUUUUGGAGGAGUACAUUCCCACUCAGGAAAUCCAGGCUACAAGCAUCCACUGGAAUUACAAAAUGGCUCCAUAUCAAGCUACAGAUGACGUGGUCAAAGUGGAGGUGUGGGACGUGGUAGACAAAGGCCAAAAAUAUCCUCUUCCCGAAGGUGUAGGCAAAGGCAAAAAGCGCGGAGAGAAUUUGAAACUGGAGAAUGAGCCACAAGAGUCAGAUGAGGUGGCCUUGGAUGCAGAGUUCCUAGAUGUGUACAAGAACUGUAAUGGGGUCAUCAUGAUGUUUGAUAUCACCAAGCAGUGGACAUUCAACUACAUCUUGAGGGAACUUCCCAAAGUACCCAAUCAUGUGCCGGUGUGUGUGCUGGGAAACCACAGGGAUAUGGGCGAGCAUCGUGUUAUCCUCCCUGAUGAUAUCAGAGACUUGAUAGCUGGACUCAACAGACCAAUGGGAUCGUCUUAUAUCCAUUAUGCUGAGUCCUCCAUGAAGAAUGGGUUUGGACUGAAAUACCUGCACAGGUUUUUCAACAUCCCCUUCCUGCAACUUCAGAGGGAGACCCUCCUGAGGCAGCUGGAGACUAACCAACUGGAUAUGGAUGCCACCCUUGAGGAGCUGUGUGUGCAGCAGGAGACUGAGGAUCAAAACUAUGAGAUUUUCCUCGAGAACAUGGAGUCCCGCAGUAAAGGCUAUGGCUCCCCUGGUCCAGCCAAUGGCCAGAGUCCCUCCUCAGGCUCCCAGUCACCCAUCGUCCCUCCCAGUGGGGCAUCCACAAGCAGCUCCAGCCCAGGCACCCCUCAGCCCCCCGCCCCAUCCCAGAUCCUGCCACAGUCACAGUCCUUGUCUACUUCCCCCACUCCUUCUGCGCCUGCUCCUGUUCCUGUUCCAGCUGUGGUUAGUGGGACAGCCUCACCUAUAGCUGAGUCAAAGCCUUCUACCCAGACACCUGAGCACCUUGGAGCCUCUCAGUCUUCCACAGCAUCUGGAGCCCCGCUUGCCCAGAAACGUGGCUUCAUUUCCCGCUGGUUUGGUUCAUCCCCCACCCCUGAGGCUCCCCCUGCUGUUCCAGAGGAACCUCCUGCACCUGUCUGUCCUGCAAAGGUUCAGAGUGUGGAUGAUUUUGUACCAGAUGAAAGACUAGAUAGAAGCUUCCUAGAGGAGAGCCUGCCCUCCAAGUCUAAGUUGUGUCAGCCAGCAUCUUCUCCUGCUGUGGACAGUGACAGUGAUGGUGAAGGCAGAGGAAACCCCAUGGUGGCUGGAUUCCAGGAUGAGCUGGACCCAGAUGACACUGAGCCCCCACUCCCCCAACCUAAGAGCCUGCCUCUUAGUAAAGAUAUUACUCUGACUAGUGAUGAGGAGGCAGAGCCAGUUGCCCCUGCCAUCACACGGGACCAAGACCUGGACAGUGAGCCUGAGCUGAAGCCCCCGACCAAUAUCAUAACCAAACCAAAGGUGGCAUCUAAAGGUCCAGAGAUUAAAGGUCCGGAGCAUCUCCAGAGCUCAGGACCCAUUACCCUGACAUUAACCCCCGGCCUGGCAGCAGAGCAGCCAGCCCAACACCCAGGCAAGAAGAAGGGGAGCACUCCCAGGGCUGACGACUCUGAUACAGACCCAGAGGCCCCUGUGGCCCAGCAGAUGCUUUCUUUUGUCAUGGACGACCCUGACUUUGACUCUGAAGCGUCAGACACACCAAAAAUAGCCAAGGAUGGAUUUCCAGUCAGGGAUGAGCUCCUGUCUGACCUUUCUGAUGAUGAUAUCGAGUUAGCCAAAGCACCAGAGCCUCUGAAACCCACCGUCAUCUCCUUCAAACACAAGAACGACACUGACCUGUUUGGCCUUGGCAUCCAGGAGGAGACUCCUGCCGGCAAGGAGAGCAGUGAGGAACAAGAAGAGAAAGAAAGCAAACACUCCUCGAAAGAGAAGAAGAAAAAGAAAAAGAAAAGCAAAGAGGAGGAUGAAAAGAGCAAGAAGAAACACAAACACAAGAAAAAGGAGAAAGAUGAAACGGGAGCAGGAGAUGACAAAGAAAAAAAGAAAAAAAAAUCCCGGUCCAAGAAAUCAGAAGUGGAUGAGCUGGAGGACUUUCUAGGUGGAGGAUCAGGAUCAUCCAAAAGAGAGGGUGGAGAUUAUGAAGAACUCUGAAAAACACACUUUUACUUGGAAGUGAAGCCGCAGAACAGCAGUGAGCCACAUGGUUGCUUUAAAACCUCUGGGUUCCUUAACUUGUUUGUUCAUAGGCAGCAUCUGCAAGCCAUAGGCAAGGUUACCGACGACACCCAGGUAAAACAGUACCUACUCUGAAUCUGUUUGUUGCUUCUGAUUGGUUGAUUUCCCCAUCUGCGCUACUACUGCUGUCACUCUCAUUCUGACCAAUAAAACAAAAUCUGACUGACAUCUGCUGUAGUGAUGUGAUGGUUGACAGGGAGCAGAGCCUCAAGGGAAUGAUCCUUUGUACACUAAGACUAAAACUUGUUUUCAUUUAAAUAAUAUAGUUAUUCAAGUGGACCUCUAAGAAUCAGCUGAUGUAAAUAUAGGGUUCCCAUUGUGUGUGAAUGUCUGUGUGUUUGCUGUAAUGACGGAGAGCAUGCUCAAAGUGACAACUGACUUCAUGGUCAGCUUUAAGUGUUCAUAUUUAUUUUCUUUCUUUUAAUUUCCUACUCUGUGAUACAAAUGGUUUGUGGCAGAAUUUUGUGCAGCUCUAGUUUUGCAUGUGUACUUUCAAACACUAUGUUGGAAUUCAGAGGGAGAUGAUUGAAGAAUUUUGCUCACUACAAGGAAAGGAUCUGACAUGGGCUAGGUACUGGCACUGUUUUUCUUAUUUGAUUCAAUUCUGAUUCAUAUGGUUCUUUGAUUCUGUUCUGAUCUCGAUUCAGUUCCAUUUCAGCUCACUUAGGGAUAUUUCAGAUACUGUACCAGUUUUGCGGCGUACAUAGUGCUUUGCUUGUGUCCAGCUCUUCAUUACCAUCAUGGUUUUUAAAUUCAAAAUGCAUAAAUAGCUCUUUCCUUGGGCUUAGUGGUGCUGAUUUGACAAAUUGUUUCCAGAUUGUUGAAAUGAAGAUUGCAAUUAAAUGGAAAAUCAGUAUUUCUUCCCAGCCCCAGAUCUGUCUUUUCACCAGGUGGGAAAUAUUGCUCAAUAUUUUCUGUGGCCUACGAGGGGUGAUUGUUAAGUUCAUCAUCUAUGUUAGAGGUAAUCAGUUUUAGAAAAUCAAACAUUUAUUUUUCAACAUAGUCCCCUUGUACAUUAACAUACGUAGUCCUGUGAUCAUGGAUCUGUGCACAAUCCCCUAUCUGGAAAUGCUCAGCAGCAUUAGUGACAUCUGAGGCAAAAUGGUGACCACCAAGCUCCUUUUUCAUUUACAGGAAGAGGUAGUAGUCACCAUAUCCACAUAGAAUUGAAGCAAGGCCAACUGGACUUUUUGUAGAUUCUCAAAGACGUUUCACUUCUCAUCCAAGUACCUCCACUCCUGGAGUCACUGGAGUGACUCCACUGACACUCAAAAUGGUGGUCACAACAGCAUCUUCUUGAAUGAGAAGUGAAACAUCUUCAAGAAUCUACAGACAAGUCCAGCUGACCUCCAUCCAACUCUAUGUAGAGAACCAGGCCUGGAUGACUGAGAAUCUCCACAGACACUGUAGUAUUAGAACAUACCAAAUUAGGAGAAUAUAACAGGUGUGCAACCAGUUUUAAUCCACAUCUCUGGACUGGAGCUUUGGCCACGGUGGACAUGUGGACUGGAGCAUUGUCCUUUUGGAAGAGCACCCCUCUUUUUACCUUUCCACCCUGAAUCUUCUUCAUCUUCCCAUGUUACUGUCUCAGGAGAUAAACAUGGUCAGCCCUAGAGAUAGAUGACCCUUUUCCACCAGCAGCACUCCCUCUGUUUCCAGAAAACCUUGCCUGCAGACAUCAUCUUACUUUACUGAGAUGCAGUAAGCAACAUAUAAAGAAUAAAUACGACACUAAUUUGCACUAGUACCAGUCUUUGCUUCCACUAAUAUUGAAUGACUAUAAACCCCUAUACCUCUGCUGCUGCUGUUUGAACUUUGACAGAACAGAGAUUCAACUAUAUAACAAAACACACAUUACAAAAUGAAAAAAAAAAAAAAAAAAUUCAGUUUGUAAGAUUUUGGUAGUACUUCAAGGUCUUAGGAUCACAGACUUGUGAACACUCAAAUAGUCAUAAUGCCUUGCACUAUACAGCUUUGUCAUCUCCCUCUCUGCUCCCAUCCUCCCUCUGCCCCACUGAAGGCUCAUUAUCAUUUCAAUAAUUACAAAUGUAGAUAUCUGGUCAUUUCUUAAAACAUUUUGAUGUUAAUUUUCCGGAUAAUUUCUUCUAAUUUUUUCCUAAUUUCUUGCUAAAUAAAAAAAAAAAGAAAGAAAAAAAGAAAAAAAAAAGAAAAUGGAAAAUUAGCAAAAAUACUUUAAAAAAUACAACAAACCUGCAUUUAUAAUUAUAUAAAUUGUAAUUCAUAAUUAAAAUUAUUUAUGUAAACAUCAGCUCAAUGAUGACAUCAGAUUUCUUGUCUUAAAAAAAAGCUUGAUUUUUUUUUUUCAGGCAAAAUCACUUCAAAUGGAGUUCCAUGGCAUAUUGAAACUCCAGAAAAUGAAGAAGUUUCAAAAUCUCUGAUACAGCUCAUCUCCUUCUGCUUGACGCUGCCAUCUUAACAUUCACCCCCCGUUUGACAGGGAACAACAGUAGUCAUCAUUUGGGUGUAUUCAUCAUUUGUAUUCUGCUAUUGGAAAAAUCAAGUAGGCUGACGACUUUAUGAUAUCAUUAUUAUUAUUUUCCUGCCCUGUGGACAAAACUGACAAUUGACUCCUGGCUUUUCUCCCAGAUUUACAGCAUAGGCUACAUAUUAUCAUAAUGUUUUCUUAAGAUGCCUUAAACAAGGUGAUUACAAGGGAAUGAUGCACCGCUAUCCUCAUGAAGCAGUUUUAAGUGUUCUUACUAUAAAGCAGAAAGCAGUUUCACAUGGAUCCAGAAUGAUGAUGUGGCAUUUUAUUGGUGAAUUUCUUUUCAAACACAGGCUACAUCGUUCACGAAGCCUAUUAUUAGGUUGCAGUGAAACAUUACAUUUGUUUUUGUUUGUCUUUUGUUUUUGUUUGAUUCUUAUUUGACAUCAAAGCACUCUACCAUUAUGAACAGAGUAUUAUUUAAUAAUGUUAAGGUGUUCUCUGCAAGUGCAACUUUUCCCAAGAAUUUCUUUACUUUAUUAUUUAUUGCUUUAUGCUCAAAAAUGUGUGGUUCAUGUUUCUGUGAUUUUUGAUGAAAUUGUGCAUACAAACAGCUGAAUUGUUUUCUGCAGAACCUUCAUGCAGCUUUUUGUGGGCUUUGGCUGUUCAUAUUUCUUGAUGUUUUCUACUCACUCAUCCUCCACUGUUUAACUAUACUGCUUUUUUAGGGAAUUUAUUUGGUGAUGCAAAUAUGAUAAAUGAUAAUACCUUCAUAUGAACUUGCUAUUUUGUCAGAUACAUCGAAUUGCCUAAUCAAGAAAGACAGAUUUACCAAACUGUGCAGAGGCUUCCUUAAGUUGCAUCACUCAAAUUUAUUAAAUUUGUGAAUUCUUCAUUAUUAAUGAAAGCAAGCAAGAUCAGUCUGUGUUCAAAUGCACAAAGCACCUAUUCAACCCCAGCAAGAGAUCAAAAAUGUGUCUUUUUAAUAAAUUUUAUCUCCAAAAUGUCCAAAUUUAUGUUUUGGCAAGUUUGUAUUCCCAUCUACUUUACAUUUACAUUCUAUUGAUUUACAAAGAAAUUAUAUUUAUUAUUCCAAAGUUGAAACUAUGCAGCAUUAAUCCUGAAUACUGUACCUCCUGUUUUGUCUUGUGUCAUGUGAUAAGGAUAAAUGCUCAAAGCACAGUUUCAAAGUCAAGCAUGAGACUUACAUGUAUACUAAGAAAAGAAUGUAUGUGUAUAUACAUGUGUAUAUACGUGUGUGUGUGUGUGUGUGUGUGUGUGUGUGUGUGUGUGUGUGUGUGUGUGUGUGUGUGAAGAGCUUUGUUCCAAAAUGACUCCAUGUGGGAAAAAAAAAUGACAGAUUAAUUAAAGAAAUUACUGGUCAGAUAAAUAAAUAAUCUACUUUACUAAUACUAACUAUGACUGUAUCUAAUAUGCACUUUGGAAAUAUUGAUCAUGAGCUUAAGGUAACGUUUCUUUCAGAUGGAUGUAUUGUAUUUUGGAAUAAAACCCUUCAUUUAUUUUCACCCCAUGACAUUUUCCAUCUUCACACUGUGGGUUUGCCCAUGUUUGGUUUGUCUAAUAAAUGCAAACUUAUUUCUUCAUA